AUGUCCUCGCCACAUGCGGGCGCGACCCUCCAGAUAUGGAGGAGACUCCAGGAAUUGAAAGAGAAAAAAGCAGCCAUUGUCCUCGACGGGAACAACCUUGAUAUUGCCUCCAUCAUCGCAGUAGCCCGCCAUGACAUCAAGCCUACCAUCAGCAAAGACGAACACCUUGCAAAACAACUCGAGCUAAGCGUGAAUACCCUCGCCGACUACCUAUCUCACCAAUACGUUGUCUACGGAGUCAAUACUGGUUUUGGAGGAAGUGCGGACACAAGGACUAGUGAUGUUCUCGAUCUUCAGGUUCAUUUAUUGCAGCAUACACAGAGUGCAAUUAUUACUGAGGCGGAUAAGAACCCGGCCAGCAAUUCGGAGCGAGAGCCAUCUCAUGUCAUGCCACCCGCGUGGGUUCGUGGGGCUAUCGUUGCUCGUGCCAACCAAAACCUUCGUGGGCACAGUGCUAUACGACUCUGCGUGCUUGAAAGUCUUGUGAAUCUGCUACACAAAGAUAUCGCCCCAAUGAUACCCCUCCGGGGCACAAUCUCUGCUUCGGGUGAUCUUAUGCCUAUGUCAUAUAUCGCUGGAGCAAUUGCUGGGAACCCUGAUGUUUUUGUUCAAAUCGGCAAAGGAAAGGGCGCUAGGGUGAUCCCUGCUUCGGAGGCUCUGAAGGAAACUGGAUUGUCACCGUCUGGACUUGGCCCGAAGGAAGCAUUGGGUUUGAUUAAUGGUACUGCGCCGUCAGUCGCGGUGGCCAGCUUAGUCCUAUUUGAUGCGCAAAAGUUUGCAUUACUCGCUCAAAUGCUUACGGCCUUCGCCUCGGAGUGUAUGGGCGGGAAUGUUGAAUGGGCGCAGUCAUUUAUUCAUACUGCACGACCCCAUACCGGUCAAGUUGAGGCCGCUAGCAACAUUCGGCAGUUUUUAAGUGGCUCUAAGUUCGUUGAUGGUCUUGAGUCAAGAAAAAGGACUGGCGAAGGUCUCUGGCAAGACCGGUAUUCUACCAGAACAGCACCACAGUGGAUUGGUCCAUAUCUGGAGGAUCUGCUGCUUGCCCAACGCCAGCUAGAGGUUGAGCUAAACUCUACCUCCGAUAAUCCUAUCGUGAAUCCCACAGGUGGGGAAGUAUACUCAGGUGGAAACUUCCAGGCAGUUACCGUUACCUCUGCUAUGGAUAAGACACGGCUAGCUCUUCAAAUGAUCGGACGGAUGCUCUGGUCGCAAGUCACCGAAAUCAUCGGCCCCAACACCAAUAAUGGACUUGAAGCCAAUCUUAAUCCCAGUGAGCAUGAGAACUAUACCAUGAAAGGUAUCGACGUGAAUAUGUCCGCCUAUAUGUCUGAACUGGCAGCCUUAACGCACCCGGUCUCCUCCCACGUCAUGUCCGCUGAGAUGCACAACCAAGGAAUCAACUCUCUUGCUUUGAUCUCUGCGCGACGAACCAUGGAAGCAGCAGACCUAGUCGCACAUAUGAGUGCUUGCCAUAUCUACGUAUCCUGCCAGGCGGUCGAAAUGCGCGCAAACCACAUCCGAUUCCUUUCAACAGUACAUGCGAAAUUGAAGAACGCCUCCGCAGACGGCGCUCUCUCUGAAUUGAAACUCCAGGAUGUACAGACCAAAGCCCUUGCCAAGAUUCUAUGCCCUAUCGUUGAAUCAACCUGGUAUCACUGGAAUGCGAAUACAUGGAGAGACCGUAUACCCCACGUAGUGGACGCGGUCAUGUCACCAGUCACUGAAUUCCUGGCCUCCAAUGAGAACAAUUGUACAAUGCCGAUGCUCAUAGCAUUCAAGAAGGACUUCCAGAACAUGACUGAGAGCACGGCCAACGAGAUGUUCUACCCAAGUCCUACAAUCGCUCCCUCAGAUGUCGCUGCACAACUUGGUCAUGGAUCUGCCCAGUUAUACUUGUGGGUUCGCUCAACGCUCAAUAUACCCUUGCACUGUGGUCUGAGAGAUGACCCUUUGUAUAACGCCCGUGAGGGUCUGCCUACAAAAGACAAGAAGACUAUCGGGAGCCGCGUGAGUGCUAUUUACGAGAGUCUGAGUGGAGGCGGAAUGAUGGAUAUGGUGUUGCAGAGUUUAGAUAUCGUUCGAGGGGAGGUUGUACUCUGUGCUUCACCCUCGGCGCAUAAUUAA
Molecule: messenger RNA, 2124 nt
Organism: Penicillium cosmopolitanum
Lineage: Eukaryota; Fungi; Ascomycota; Eurotiomycetes; Eurotiales; Aspergillaceae
Product: aromatic amino acid ammonia-lyase
Exons: 1
Coding region: 1-2124 (707 amino acids)
Biological process (GO): L-phenylalanine catabolic process
Cellular component (GO): cytoplasm
Molecular function (GO): ammonia-lyase activity
Source: RefSeq, a predicted model, not a curated record